AUGGCCGAUGAUACCUACAACGCCGUGCAGACCUUUUACGGCAAUAUCGCUAAAAAGACCAAUCUUGCCCAGCAGCACGAGCAGGAAGAGAACAUUGCCAGGGCGUUUGGCUACAGCGCAGAAGAUCUCAGCUCGCUGCCAGAGAAGACCAACCUCGGGCUGAGUUGUGGUAAUCCGGUGGGAUUUGCGAAUGUGAAAGAGGGCGAGACUGUUCUCGACCUCGGCAGUGGCAGUGGUAUUGAUGUCCUCCCGGCAGCUCGUCAAGUUGGGGAGAGUGGUCAGGCGAUCGGCGUCGAUAUGACCAAAAGCAUGAUCGAACUAUCCGAGAAAAAUGCCCAGAAGGCAAAACUUUCCAACACCAGGUUCAUUGAAGCGACUAUCAACACCAUCCCGCUGCCAGACGCAAGCGUCGACUGUAUCAUCAGUAACUGUGUUAUCAAUCUUGUCCGGGCUAGCGACAAGGCGACCGUCUUCCAAGAGAUUGCUCGCUUGCUGAAGCCUGGUGGAAGAGUCUCAAUCAGUGACAUUUUGGCUAGAAAGCCACUCCCCGAUAAUAUUACUAAAAACAUGGCGCUCUUUGUUGGUUGUGUUGCGGGUGCCAGUCAGAUCGAGGAGUAUGAGGAUUACCUCAAGGCAGGCUGGAUUCGGAGAGUCUUGUGUACUAAAUCGCUGGUAGGUGUGCUCAUUGUUGAUGCAAAGUCGGAUCUUAACCUCUACAAGGGGUCUUCCCAUUUGCCUCAAAUCUCGUGUUGUGGUGGUAGUGGGAGCAAGGAAACUACAAGUGAGAUUGCAGAGAUGGAUUUCAAUGAGUGGGUUGGUUCUUUUCAGAUAUAUGCUAUCAAGGCUUAG
Messenger RNA from Aspergillus melleus, 849 nucleotides. RefSeq lists its product as uncharacterized. The coding region runs from base 1 to 849 and encodes 282 amino acids. Gene Ontology annotation, molecular function: methyltransferase activity. Lineage: Eukaryota; Fungi; Ascomycota; Eurotiomycetes; Eurotiales; Aspergillaceae. The record is from RefSeq and is a predicted model, not a curated record. The transcript has 5 exons.